AUGCCGAAGAGGUCUAAUGAUGGAGACAUAUUGAGCUCACAGAGGAAACGGGCUCGUGUGGCUCGCACCGAUGAUAUUACCGACCGCCUCUCCGUUUUGACUAACGAAGUCCUACUUCAUAUACUGUCCUUUUUACCCGUUAGCUCAUUACUUACAUGUCAAAGACUGUCACGGAGAUUUCGUGCCUUAGCCGGGGACUCGGAGCUCUGGAAACGAAGAUAUUAUUCACGAUGGGUACGACCUCGAGCGCGCCGGCUAGUUAAAGCUAGGCGUGUGACUUUUCCGCAAGGCAAUGCCGAGUAUUCGCCUCGGGUGUCUACGUGGCUUGAUCAUAGUCAUUUAGUCGAUGAAGGACGAACUCCAAAUUGGAAAAGACAAUACCGCCUUAGACAUAACUGGUCGAGAGGGCUGUGUCGUGUGACAGAGGUCGAAGUUCCUCAGCCACAGCGUCCACCUUUGCUUGUCAAUUUCUAUAGCGGGUUUGUUCUAACUGCAGAUUUGGAGCAUGGGCUGAGAGUGUGGCUUGCCGUGACCCCCAAGAUAUGUACUGCGAAUGUCCAGUUCACAGACAGUACACAACAAUGCUUUACCGUCCCAACGGCGCUGACAACCAACCGUGGUCCGCGGCCAAAUUCAAUCGAAAUUGUAGUUGGAUUCGAGAAUGGCCAGUUCAACGUCUACGACAUGGACCCAGACACUUUGCGACUGAGUCUACGCUUCUCUCACCCUGGUUUUGCUAACGGGGCGAUAACCGCGAUGGCGUCGUCGUUUCCGUAUCUUUUAAUGGUCUCUCAGCACAAACAUUUAUCGCUAUAUAAAUUGUCCACCGAGUCCCGUGGGGCGCGUCCAACUGAGUCAAUGGAGACGGCGCGUCUGCUUGCAUCUCUCAAGGCUGAUAGCAUCCUUGCGUCGAUGUCAUUGUCUCUUCGCAUGGCGGGGCCCGAGACCAUCAUAUCAUCUAUCGUGUACAGCUUUUUCCACAUAGGCUGCGGUUGGUCUCUUGGUAUACAAGAGUUACAUUUCAACAAGAGUGGCCAACAAAUCCGAUCACGGCUCACCACCACGGUGGACUCCCAGUAUAGCUUUCGACCCCUAAGCUAUUUCCAGGGAGGAAAUCGGUCGUCCGAAGGCCACGAGCGUUCGAGUCCUCCUUCUCACUCAUUUUCUCCGGGGCCAGCUAUAUUACAUCACGAACCGCCGACUUCGGUGUCCUAUUCCCAUCCCUAUCUUUUAACAUCUCACCCCGACAACACCCUAACAGUGUACCUUGUCGUUUCCACAGCCGCAGAUCUAUCCGUGAGAAGCGGCCAAAGACUUUGGGGUCACACAUCAUCGGUCUCGGCAGUGCAUGUCAGUGAUCGCGGUAAAGCAGUCUCCGUCAGCUCACGCGGUGACGAAAUCCGAAUAUGGGACCUUGAGUCCAUGAUGUCGUCGGCCGGGCCCCAGCGGCAGCUAGAAGAAAACAGUAUCCAGAUCAAUCCCGAAAAUAAGACACAACCCGACAGAAAUCGUGCCGGUCUGCUUUCUGGGACUCGUCUGCGUGAGACCAUGGAUGCUCGCUUGAAUAUAAGUAAUCAAUUAGUUGUGCGCGGAUGCAUUGGGUUUGAUGACGAGCGUGUGCUUUUGCUGCGAGAGGGGAGACUGGGGGCGCAAAUGCUCGAAUGUUACGACUUUACAUGA
Aspergillus campestris IBT 28561 is the source of this 1680-nucleotide messenger RNA. RefSeq names its product WD domain protein. Bases 1 to 1680 code for a protein of 559 amino acids. Gene Ontology annotation, molecular function: protein binding. The record is from RefSeq and is a predicted model, not a curated record. Lineage: Eukaryota; Fungi; Ascomycota; Eurotiomycetes; Eurotiales; Aspergillaceae. The transcript has 2 exons.